Mycena indigotica is the source of this 4539-nucleotide messenger RNA. Its product is annotated as Purine nucleoside phosphorylase. Gene Ontology annotation, cellular component: Smc5-Smc6 complex. Gene Ontology annotation, biological process: double-strand break repair via homologous recombination. Gene Ontology annotation, molecular function: ATP binding; ATP hydrolysis activity. The transcript has 19 exons. The coding region runs from base 1 to 4539 and encodes 1512 amino acids. NCBI's taxonomy places the organism in Eukaryota, Fungi, Basidiomycota, Agaricomycetes, Agaricales, Mycenaceae. The record is from RefSeq and is a predicted model, not a curated record.
AUGGUUCGCCGAGGCGACUCGUCCGACGAGGACCCUGCUGCCAGUCAAAGUCAGAGCGUCGAAGAGUCCAGUCAGGCCUCGACCAGCCGUGUUAAGGCGGAAAAACACCGGUCCCCAAGAGGAGCAAAGCGUGCACGGGUCAACGAGGCCGGCGACGACGUCGUCCAUGAGCAGGAUGACGAACAAGACAACCAAGAAGAAGAGGGAGAGGGAGAAGAGCGUGAGGCCUCACCGCCCGUCCGUGUCAAGGUCAAGACUUUACCACGUGAUGUCGAUGGAUACAUUCCUGGAUCCAUUGUUCGCAUCAAGCUGCAUAACUUCGUCACCUACGACGAUGUCGAGUUCUGUCCUGGGCCUCACCUCAAUAUGAUUUUUGGUCCAAACGGCACGGGCAAAUCGAGUAUCGCCUGUGCGAUAUGUCUGGGUCUUAACUGGCCACCCAGUGUACUGGGACGUGCCUCUGACCUGCAGUCCUUCGUCAAACUCGGCACCGAUUCGGGUUCCAUCGAGAUCGAGCUCAAAGGACGAGCUGGAGAAGGCAACCUCGUCAUUUUGCGCAAGAUCAACGCAAAAAGCAGGGCGUCUACAUACCUUCUAAACGGCUCAAGUGCAACUGGAGGAGAGAUUACGGCCAAGGUCGCACAGCUCAAUGUGCAAGUGGGCAACUUGUGCUCGUUCUUACCGCAGGACAAGGUGUCGUCGUUUGCAGCCAUGUCACCCAUCGGGUUGUUGCGCGAAACGGAGAAUGCGGCGGGAGAUGACCGUAUGUCUCAAUGGCACGAUAUGCUCAUACAAGAUGGCAAGAAACUGAAAACUUUGACGGAGGCUGUAGAGAAGGACUCCACUCAGAUGAACCAACUCCAGGAGCGCAACAACCAGAUCGAGCGCGAUGUUCAACGAUAUAAAGAACGCAAAGACAUCGAGCUAAAGAUUAGCAUCCUCAACAUUUUCAUACCGGUGGAGCAGUAUCGCGAAGCACGGAUCCAGUGGCUUGCCCUGAAGGCCAAAAAACAGAUCCUCCACAACAAGGCUGUGCGACUGAAACAAAAGAACGAACCUGCUCACCAGUAUCUCGAACAACUCGAGGCUGAGCAUGCAUCAUUAGAUGAGCAAAGAAACAAGUCUAAGCGCAGUAUCGUGGCGAUCUUCGAUAAGUAUAAAGCGGCGUUGACAAAGGCAGGAUCUAUGGACGACAAGUUAGAGCGGUUCAUCAGCGACCUCGACAAUGUCAAAAAGACGGAAGAGACCAGAUUGCAAACGAUCAAGAACUGUGAGGCGCAGAUCAAGAAAUUUGAGAAGGAUUUGGGCGAAGAUGUCAAACCUCUUGGCAACGAGGACGAAUUAAAAGCGAAGCAUCGUAGUAUCACUGUCGCCUUCCAGCAAACAGGUUACGACGACAAGAGGCAUGCAUGGGAGCGGAAACAUAACGACAUCGAGGAAUCCAAACGCAAGAACAAACGUGAUGAAGACAUGGCUCAGGACGGUCUUCGCCAACUCAACUCUGUUUCUGGCCGCAAACUCGAAGCCUUUGCAAAAUGGGACCAAGCUGGCGGCGAUGCUGUUCGUUGGCUGCGCGCAAACAAACAACUCUUCCGCAUGGAGGUCUUUGAGCCGGCUUUCCUCAGUGUCACUAUUCCUGACCAGUCUUACGCGAGUCAAGUCGAGACCUGCUUCAGCAAUGCUUCCAUGAGAAUGUUCGUCUUUCAAUGCCAAGAAGAUUACAACACCUUCAAUCAGAAUACCAACGACAACCAGGACUUUUCUCAGGGCGGUCGUCGCAAAGUUCCGACUUGGUUCCGUCCCGGAGCAGACGCUGCUGAAACUAACUUAUCUGCACCGCCCUUGCCACGAGAGGAGCUGCUUGCCCUUGGUUUCGAUGGAUAUGCACUGGACUUCGUGGAAUGUCCAGACGGCUUGAAGUGGUACCUGCAAAAGGACGUCGGCCUUCAUCGCAUUGCUAUCUCUCGCCGCAACUUCUCGCCGGAGAAGAUUGUCCAAGCAACGGAGGCUAUGAUGAGGUCAGGCGGGUCGUCAGCAUUUAUCGAGGGCAUGAACUCGCACCAGGCCAACCGGUCUCAUUACGGAAGACGCGAAGUCAUGAGCAGCUCCACCGGCAUUCGUCCGGCUCGCAAUUUCACCGGGAACUUCCAAGUUGAUACCCAACAGAAACAACGCUACGAGGGUCAAUUGCAGCACUGCAAAGAGCAAAGGACGCUGAUAGAGGGCGACGAAGCAGAACUCAGAAGCGAGAGGGAGGAGCUUGAUGCGCAGAAGAAACAACAUGAGGCCGAUUUGAAAGAGGUCGACGAUCAAAUCAACGAGAUCAGGAAGAUGAUGCGGAAGCGGUUGGAUCUGGAGAGCAAACUUAAACGUGUCCGGGACACUCUGGCCAAAGCACAGAAACAGGGGAAUGCUGCACAAGCGAGCGCCAAAAUCCGCAAGGACCUUUUCAAUACCGCAACGGAGCGCCAGCAAUUGCUAGCCAAGGUUUUGUCACUUGCAAAAGAUAUCGUGGAGGCGCAAAAGAAGGCUACUUUGUGUGGCCUGGAGUUUCUGCAGAUCGGUGCAAACAAGACUGCGUUCAAGGACCUGCUCGAUGUCAAGGACGCCAAAUACCGCGCGGCGCUGGAUGAAUUCAAUAAGAUCGACGAUCAGGUCAAGGACCUCAAGGAAGUUGCUGUCAAGUUGAAGACUGCGAGCGAAGACUACCUGAAGAACAUCCCUGAGGAUAUUCGACCUAAGUAUGAGGAGGUUGAGACGGCACGCGUGAACUACCAAAAGGCGGUGGCGGAUGGGGAGGAGCCUGUCGAGCCGGAAUCGAUGGGGGAGUUGAUCAAAGCGAAGACUUCUGCGGACCUCGAGGAGGUGCUUGAGACGCAGCAGGCGAAGCUAGAGAUGAACAUGAACACGAAUCCUGGUGUGGUGGAGCAAUACGAGCGUCGGAAGCGGGAGAUUGAAGGUUUGGCUUCGACCAUCGAAGUCAAGGAACGGGAGGUCAAGAAGCUGGAGAGGAACGUCAAGCGCACAAGGGACCAAUGGGAGCCCGCUCUUCGGUCAUUGGUUGCAAGCAUCGGGAAGAAGUUCUCUGCUGCCUUUGACCGGAUUGGGUGUGCGGGAGAGAUCCGCAUUCGGGAGGACGAGGCGUAUGACCAGUGGGCUAUUGACAUUCUUGUCAAGUUCCGGGACACGGAGAAGCUUCAGAUCCUGACCGCGCAUCGUCAAUCUGGUGGUGAACGCUCGCUGACGACGAUCCUGUACCUGAUGAGCCUGACCGAAGAGGCGCGGGCGCCGUUCUCGCUGGUGGACGAGAUCAACCAGGGAAUGGACCAGCGGGCGGAGCGGAUGGUGCACAACUCGAUGGUGGAGGUCACGUGCAAGGCGGACAGCGCGCAGUACUUCCUCAUUACGCCGAAGCUGCUGCCGGACCUCGAGUAUCACGAGCGGAUGAAGGUGCUGUGCGUGAACAACGGCGAGUGGCUCCCCCGAGGACGGCGGGACGGGGAACAUGAUGAACAUGCUCGACGCACGGACCUGCUCGCGCGCCCGCGCAGCCUGAAUCGCGAGUGGAGAGGGUUUAAUAAGAAAUCGACGCUCCCGAAGUACGACUCGCUCCCGCGACUACGCCUCGUCCCGACUGGCCAGCGCCCGAUCUUCACGUGCCCGUCGCCGGAGUGCGGGCUGACGCACUUCUUUGCAGACCUGCCCGUGUGCCCGUGGUGUCGGGCAAGAAGCGCUGCCGCAGAGCACGCGUAUCGGCGGUCUACGCCGCGGCCAAGGACGAGGAGCGCCGUGUUUGUGCGGUGGCGGGUAGACGACGAGCAGACAGAGUCGAAGCGGCGAAGACAGACAGUGUCGGGGACACCUUUGGCAGCGGCGCCGGCGGUCCCGGGCCGACCACGUGCCCACCACCGCUCACACUCCACGCCCGUUGACGCCGUCCACCACGCCCAGCUCGUGCGGCACAAGCGCGAGCCGAUCUACAACGCGCUGCGGCGUAACGGGGGCUGGCAGUCGCCCCAGUCGAUGAGCAGCGCGCUGUCCUCCCCAACCCCAUCUCUUUCGCCCUCGCUCACGCUCGCUGUUAACACCGGCUCGAUGUCGAUGCCUGCCAGCCCCGUCAGCGACGGCUUUCACGGCCAAUCACUCCUCUUCUCGACCCAGGGAGAAGAACAGCCACGGCCGAGCUUCAGCAGCGCCGAUCCCGAUCUCGACGAAAGCUUUGCGCUCGUCGAUAUUGGCGGCGGCAGCCGGUCUGGGUCAGACUCGCAGCACUCCGCGACGUUCUUCGCGUUUGCCCCUCCACCUGCCCCGCUUCCCUUUUCUGACGACGACGGAGCCUCGGACUUCGGCCCGCCGCCCGGCCGCCGGCGCGGCUCCAUCGCCGGCCUCCUCGGCUCGCUCACCACGCGUCACAAGGAGGCAGAGAAGCGCGCGCAGCUGGCCGCCACCGUCAAGGAGAACGUUAACCACCAUACAGCAGGCGGGCUGCACACGCUCCGAAAGCUCAUCCGCAGACGAUGGACGGUUACUUCCCGCUGA